Molecule: messenger RNA, 342 nt
Organism: Pungitius pungitius (ninespine stickleback)
Lineage: Eukaryota; Metazoa; Chordata; Actinopteri; Perciformes; Gasterosteidae
Product: dromaiocalcin-1-like
Exons: 1
Coding region: 1-342 (113 amino acids)
Source: RefSeq, a predicted model, not a curated record
AUGUUUUUUUACUCCAUCAAUAUAAGCGUUGUGGUCGAGGAGAAGUCCUGGGAAGAGGCUCUGGAGCACUGCAGAGGGAUCAACAGUGACCUGAGCAGCCUCCACUCUGACACAGACAACAUGGCAGCCCCCAUCACGGAUCGGGCGUGGAUCGGUCUGCGCUUCCUGGGGGACCGCUGGCUGUGGGUGAACGGUGACCCUCUGGAGUACCAGGCCUGGUCCGACGGAGGGGACCAGCAGUGUCCAAUGCAGAACCGCUGUGGGGCUUUAAACAAAGGCGGGCUGUGGGAGAACAGGGACUGCGAGGAGAGACUCAACUUCAUCUGCUCCUCAUAUGUCUGA